CGGGCGGGAAGCGGCCCCGCUUGGGCGCCUGGGCCGGGCUCCUUGCGUGGCCGUGUGUUCGGGGAGAAUCGUCCCGGGGCUUUACGUGUGGAGGCCGGGAACGUCCGAGGUGUGCUGCUGAGCCACUAACGGGGAGAGGAGCCCUCCCGCGGGCUGUACCUGAUCUUGUUCUAGACGCUGCAAAAUAAACUGCAAUACUUGGAGACCAUGGCUGCAGAUCCACUCUCAGAGCUUCAGGAUGACCUGAACUUGGAUGAUACCAACCAGUCCCUCAGCCAGCUCAAACUGGCCUCCAUAGAUGAUAAGAACUGGCCUGCAGAUGAAGACCCUGCUUUUCCCAAAUCAGAAGACUCCAAAGGCUCCCCUGAGGCUGUCACUCACCUGCGGUGGGAUGAUCCCUACUAUGAUAUCGCCAGGCACCACAUUGUGGAAGUAGCAGACCAGGGUGCACUUGAUGGGGCCCAACCAGGUGAUGACAAAUAUGGAAGGAAAGUCAUUUUGUUCAGUGCCUGUCGGAUGCCCCCAAGUCAUCAGCUCGACCAUGUGAAACUGCUGGGGUACCUGAAAUUCACACUGGACCAGUAUGUGGAAAGUGAUUACACUCUGGUGUAUCUACACCAUGGCCUGACUAGUGAGAACAAGCCAUCCCUGAGCUGGCUGCGGGAUGCCUACAGGGAAUUUGAUCGCAAGUACAAGAAGAACAUCAAAGCCUUGUAUAUUGUGCAUCCAACCAUGUUCAUCAAGACCCUUCUGAUUCUCUUCAAGCCUCUGAUCAGCUUUAAGUUUGGACGAAAGAUUUUUUAUGUGAACUUCCUUAGUGAACUGGAGGAGUAUGUAAAGCUGGAACAGUUGGGAAUCCCGAGUCAAGUGCUGAAGUAUGAUGAAUAUCUCAGAUCCCUCCAGAAACCUUCACAAGUGCCCCAGAAGCCAACGUCUCCACACACACCACUGGAAAACCAGCAGUUUGGAGUCUCGCUCCAACAUCUCCGGGAGAAGAGCCCUGAUCAGUCUCCUGUUCCCCUGGUAGUCAGAGAGACCAUUGCUCAUUUGCAGGAGCAUGCUCUUGCGACAGAAGGGAUUUUCCGGAGAUCAGCAAACACACAGGUUGUCAGAGACGUCCAGCAAAAAUACAACAUGGGUGUGCCGGUAGAUUUCCAGCAGUAUGAAGAUGUCCAUCUCCCUGCUGUGAUUCUCAAGACCUUCUUGAGAGAGCUGCCUGAGCCCCUCCUCACUUUUGGCCUCUACAACCAUGUUGUCAGCUUCCAGAGUGUGGAAGAAGUGAAUCGUGUGGAUGUCGUUCGCAAAGCACUCCAAAAUCUGCCAGAAGAAAACUACCAUGUGCUCCGUUUCCUGACAGCCUUUCUGGUGCAGGUAUCUGCUCACAGUGACAGAAACAAGAUGACAAACACCAACCUGGCAGUUGUGUUUGGCCCAAAUCUGCUGUGGGCCAAAGAUGUAGCCAUCACCCUAAAAGCCAUCAACCCGAUCAAUACCUUUACCAAGUUCCUGCUGGAUCACCAGAAGGAGCUCUUUGAGGAUGUGGAGGCCUGAUUCCCGGCCAGCCCACACCAGCACACUGUGCCCACCUUCCCACCCUUCCCACCUUGUCUUGGGGCUGUGACCAAGCUGUCUCCAGUACAAAGGGACUGUUGAUCUCCUGGGUGAUGAGCAGAAUGAGGGCUGUGGAGAUGGUGGUGAAAGUGUAAGCAAGCUGGAGACCUGCUGCUCCAGAUGGGGAUGGGAGCUGGUCUCCCAGCAACUGUGUGGAGUACUGCCUCACCUGCCAGUCUGUGCAGCUUCUCCAGGGCUCAUCACCAGCCUGCUGCCCUAUAAGAUGACCAGCCAUCCUUUCCUCCUUCCCUCACAUAUGGUUUUUCUGCCCUCCUGUCCCUUCCCUUCCUCAGCAAAGAUCUUUUUUUGUUGUUUAAAUUCCCAACAGCCCCAUCUUACUCUCCUUGUUUCAGCUGGGCUGUCAGGGCUCGGGCAAGACUCGCUCGGUAUGUGGCACAGAUGUUCUUGCUGUAGGUGCCAUUUUUCUGCACUGAAUGUGCAUUCUGCCUUUCCCCAGGUGCAUCUGAAACACUGAUUGGAGCAGGCAGCCCUUGUGCUUCAGGUACUUGUCCUGUACUUGUAAACACCACUUUAGCCACAAGUUUCUGGCAGGCAAGCGAAGGAUGGGUUCUACAGCACAUGGGCUGUAUAGACCUGCCAGACUGCAACACACAGAAGCUCAAUUUAGCCCAAGCCCCUCUUGGGUCACCCACUCCAGCUACUCUUCAGCUUUUGCUGGGGUGAGGUUCCUCCUAUAGUUAUCCAGCUCAGGUGUUUCUGUCCCUUCAGCAGUAUUUCCAGCCUGGUUUGGUAGGUGCGUGUCAGACCUGGCUGUGCAUGGGUUCUGGCUGGGGUCCUUUCUCAGAUGGGAGUCUGAAUUGCAAGGAGAAAGUGCCCACGUGGCACAGGACUGCUGAAAGUACGAAGAUCGCUGCCUUUCCCUCUCGCAGCAACACGAGGCCUCUUCUACUCCUUCAGGCAUGUGCAUCUGUGCUGACAGACACAGACUGCCUUGGUUGUUUCUUCUCUUCAGUUUGAGCAGAACUUUCUCUAGCACAAUGUAACAGUGAAUGUGGCCUUAGGGGAAGGUCUAGGGACUGGGGCUAACCCUCACUCUGUAGUGUACCAGGCCUGGUUUACAAGUUUCUGCCCAGGUGCUGAGCACUCCUGUGCCAAAGCUGUGAGGGAACAGCUAUUCCUUCAGAGGGCAUUGCCUCCUCUCUUCCUCAGUUCCUUUGCCUUCCAUCCUCUCAUGGAAGCCUCAUGUGGUGCAUCCUAUAUGCUCUGGGCAUGCCUGGAGAAAUUGGAUUGUCUGCAAGGCAGGCAUAGGGCUGGAUGUGCCUGAUGCCUUCCCUGAUGCCUCACUGUUGGUUUGAGGUUGUAGUGUGCAGGUCACCUAGAGCUAGAAGAGAUCCCUCUCCUUAGCCUGGGCCUGAUGGGGUGUUCGUGAGCAGCUUUCUAGCCUUAUUUCUCUGGUGUGUUAUACCUUUAUCUCUUGUGCCCUGCAUGCCUUGGCCAGUCCUGCUUUGUGCUGUAUUUGGCAACAGGGACAAAUGUUUUGGACCAAACAGAACUCAUUUUAUGAAAAGAUACUGGAUGCUAAAUAGAAUUUACUUUUUUGUAGCAUUUUAGCCUGAUUGCAAGUUGUUGCCCCAGUUGUAAUCAAAAUGACAUCUGCUGCAGGGAUGAUGGAAGUUGCUAUUCCUGCUACACUGUGGAACAGGGAUGGGUGUUAACACAGGAAGCCUGGCAGGGCAGUGCAGGUCUAGCAGCUGGCUUGGAGGAGGCAAGCCAGCUUGUGGGUGGAAAUAGUGAGCAAGAAACUGAGCAUUGCUAAGGUUGGAGUGCGAGAUGUUCUAGGACAGGGCUGGGCCCGAUCCUUUCUAGAUACGAGGGGACUUUGUCCUGUGGAGGCUACAAGACUACUUAUUCUCUGUCCUUUGAGAGUAGGAGUCUACCCUGUUUGGCCAAGAGAUACAUACUGGUUUGGCCUAAACCAUUCACAGCAGUAACCAAGUAAAUGUUUUGGAGGUAAAGAUACUGGGCUCCUAAUUCACAUUUGAUCUCUGCUGGAGUAAGUGAGCAGGACCGAUUUGCUGUGCAGUAGUCAUCUGCUGUGAUGGACAGAGGGGACAAAGGUGCACUUGCUGCAGUGUUUGCUUUAGGAGCUGAGGCUUCCUGGGCAUGCUGUGAGGAGGGAGAAGGCUGAAAGAGCCCAGUGCUCUGCAUCCAGUGCUUCAUCCAUGCAGGCGCCCUGCUCCCCAGCUUCAGCAUGUACAGAGAGCAGUGCAGCUGAUUCUGGCCAUGCUUGUAUCUCCCUAGAGGAAAGGCAAACCCAGCUAAUUUCUCCAGGGAGAAAUGAAUUCCAGGCCAGGAACUUGGGAUGGGAUGUGCUUGUGUGCUGGGGCACAAGGCCCGGGCCCUGCAUGCAGCUGCAGAUCCCUUGGCAGGGAGGCCCUGGAGGAGCAAGUGCCAUUCCCAGCCCAGUAGCCAGGAGCAGUGCUGGGAGCUUAGCUGUGCUCCAGGGGGAGAGCAGAGAUUGCUGCAGAUAUCUUGGCUGAACAAGAGCCAGCAGUGUGCCCAGGUAGGCAAGAAGGCCAGUGGCUUCCUGGCUUGUGUCAGAAUCAGUGUUGUCAGCAGGAGCAGGGAAGUGGUUGUCCCUCUGUAUUCAGCACCGGUGAGGCUGUAUCUUAACUACUGUGUUCAGUUUUGGGCCUCUCACUGCAAGAGAUACAUCAAGGAACUGGAGUCUGUCCAGAGAAGGGCAACGAAGCCCUGGAGCAUACGGCUUAUGAGGAAUGGCUGAGGGAGCUGGGGUUGUUCAGUCUGGAGAAGAGGAAGCUCAAGGGAGACCUCAUUGCUCUCUAUAACUUCUUGAAGGGAGGUUGUAGUGAGCGGGGGGUCGGCCUCUCCUCUCAUGUAACUAGUGAUAGGACUGGAGGGAAUGGCCUCGGGUUGUGCCAGGGGAGAUUCAGGCUGGACAUUUGGAAAUACCUCUUCACUGAAGGAGUGGUCAGGUGCUGGAAUGGGCUGCCCAGGGAGGUGGUGGAGUCACCGACCCUGGAGGUGUUCAAGGAACAUUUGGAUUCUGUGUUGAGGGACAUGGUUUACUGAGAACUGUUGGUGACAGGUGGAUGGUUGGACUGGAUGAUCUUGUAGGACUUUCAACCUUAGUGAUUGUAUGAUUCAUUCUGUUCUGUGUCGAGUUUGUUCAGCAGGUGCUGUUUCUUUUUUUUUUUCCUCCUCUUUUUUUAGUGAAUUCCCUAACAUUUCCUUUUUUAGCCAAAUGGAGCCUGGUGCAUCUCCUGCAGGCAGGGAUAACAGCCUGCUCCAGUUCAGUGCCUGCAGGGAGCAGAUCUGGAGGGUGUUCAGGAAGCUGCUGCUGCUCAUGGUGGGAAAGUGCUUGCAAAUCCUGGAAGGGACCCAGUGCAAAUUUCCCCUUUUGUUUGCUGCUCCUCGUGCUGGAGCUGCUGGGGGCCCUGGAGCAGGCACAGUAACCAGGGCUGCUUUUGCUUCUGCUUUUUGCUCUCCUGAACACCUUCUAUUGAGAUAUCCCUUGUGUGACUUGAGCAAGGAACUGGGCCUGCACACAGCCUCUGCCAGUGGGCAGCCAUGCACACCUGCAUCUGCUGAGGCCUGGGGCUUCCAUUGCCUGCACACCUGGGCAGCGUCUGCACAAGGAGCCAGGCUGGCAGAGUGUGGGCCCCACUGAUCCUGGGGGAUGGGGUCUGGGUAGGCUUCUGAUCUUUGGCAUUUUCUUCCUUUCUGUAGAGCUGCCCGAGAGUCUCCUCCCUGGUUUGUCUUUCAAGUUAGUAAGCCAUUUCUCCUUGUGGAGGUGAAAAAAUGGUUCUGCUCCAACCCUCUGCUUUUUAGCACCUAGCUUAUUCCCCUCUGCUAAGACCUAGCACUGUCUUCAUGGCCCCGUGUCGCUCUCUGACCCAAGUUGUACAGUGGGUGGUGCAGAGGGGGCUGGGGCUAUCUGAAUGCCUUGUGGCAACAUCUGCUAAUUUGACAGAGAUCUAAUGGCCAGUUUGGUUCCUGUUUCACACGCAGGGGCCCCUGUGCAAAAUAUUUGUCAUUGCUUUUGUUGCUGGUGUUCCCUGCCUUCUUUUCUGUUGACGUUUGUCAGGUGCAGAGCUGGGGGUUUCACAGUGGUAUUUGUUCACAUUGUUUAUUUCCUUCUAAUCGGCACCAAUCUUGUAUUUCACAGUUUGCACUUUUUGUAUUUCAAUAAAAAUGGAAAUGUAAUCCCA
Lagopus muta (rock ptarmigan) is the source of this 5804-nucleotide messenger RNA. It is a transcript of the gene ARHGAP1, whose product is annotated as Rho GTPase activating protein 1. Gene Ontology annotation, molecular function: GTPase activator activity. The record is from RefSeq and is a predicted model, not a curated record. Gene Ontology annotation, biological process: small GTPase-mediated signal transduction; negative regulation of endocytic recycling. Bases 208 to 1551 code for a protein of 447 amino acids. NCBI's taxonomy places the organism in Eukaryota, Metazoa, Chordata, Aves, Galliformes, Phasianidae. The transcript is spliced from 14 exons. Gene Ontology annotation, cellular component: cytoplasm.